Molecule: messenger RNA, 3593 nt
Organism: Labrus bergylta (ballan wrasse)
Lineage: Eukaryota; Metazoa; Chordata; Actinopteri; Labriformes; Labridae
Gene: smad10a
Product: SMAD family member 10a
Biological process (GO): anatomical structure morphogenesis; SMAD protein signal transduction; transforming growth factor beta receptor signaling pathway
Cellular component (GO): heteromeric SMAD protein complex
Molecular function (GO): I-SMAD binding; DNA-binding transcription factor activity, RNA polymerase II-specific; RNA polymerase II cis-regulatory region sequence-specific DNA binding
Source: RefSeq, a predicted model, not a curated record
GACACCAACGCGCACGACGUCUCCCCCUCUAUUGUUAUUGUGGCGUGCGCGCGAGAACGAACGGACAGGAUGCACGAGGAGACAGUGAGGCUGAUAAAACGUUAAAAAAAAAAACAAAAAAAAACCAAAACAACACAACACAGAGAAAACAUCAAGCUACGUGAACGUUAGCGUGCUGCAUCGGAGACGUUCACAGCUAACGUUAGCAUCUGCGGUGAAUUCAGGUCUUGGUUAAAAAAAACGUAAAAACGAGCUCCUGUCUUUUGAGCACACAACGUUACGGAUCUGUCUGCAACACUUGAGACGAUCUUUCAGCGCAAGUUCCCCCUCUCCUCUCCGGCUGAUGUGGACGGAUUCAGAGCUGGGCCAUCAUGAUGCCGGUGAACUUUCUGGUCACUCAUUGGCUGACCAACUUAACACCAGCAUCAUGUCGGUGAAUCCUCCCAGCAGCAACGACGCCUGCCUCAGCAUCGUCCACAGCCUCAUGUGUCACCGGCAGGGCGGGGAGAACGAGGGCUUCGCCAAGCGGGCGAUCGAGAGCCUGGUGAAGAAGCUGAAGGAGAAAAAGGACGAGCUGGACUCGCUCAUCACCGCCAUCACCACCAACGGCGUCCACCCGAGCAAGUGUGUGACGAUUCAGAGGACGCUGGACGGACGCCUGCAGGUGGCGGGCAGGAAAGGCUUCCCUCACGUGAUUUACGCACGUCUGUGGCGGUGGCCCGACCUCCACAAAAAUGAACUCAAGCACGUGAAGUUCUGCCAGUACGCCUUCGACCUGAAGUACGACAACGUGUGUGUGAACCCCUACCACUAUGAGAGGGUGGUGUCACCAGGCAUCGUCGGUCUCAGCCUUCAGAACACAGCAGCUCCAGUCGGGCUCAUCAAAGAGGAGUACAUCCAUGACUGUAUACAGAUGGACCUCCCGCCCGGCAUGCCUCUGUCAGAGCACCAAGCCGCCAUGAAGUUGCCCCCCCAGGACCACUACGGCCAGCCCCUGCCCCCGCCACAGCUGCCCUCUGAGCCCCACGGACCCCCGCCCAUCAGCAGAUACACCAACCUGCCUGUCUCACCCAAAGGCUCUGGACCCAUGAUGCCUCUCCAGGGGGGUCACAGUGAUGGCCGCCUCCAAACUGCGUCUCCACAGGCUCAAGUCAUGACCCCGACACCUCGAUCUCCGACCCCGACCCAGCCAUCCCCUCACCAGCAGGCUGCACAGCAACAGUCGCCCCCCCACCAACAACAACCCCCCCACCCUCCUCCUCACCCCCACGGGCAGAACGGGUACAGCAGCAAUAAGCACUCUCAGAGCCAGGCGGCCUUCCACACAGUGUGGACAGGCAGCAGCACAGCCUCCUACACUCCCAUAGGACCCCAGCAGAACGGACGAGCUCACCAACAGCCGCCCCUCCAUCACCAAAACCACCACUGGUCUCAGCAUCACAGCUCCACCUCCUUCCCUCCUUCUGUGUCCAAUCAUCCAGGUCCAGAGUUCUGGUGCUCCAUCUCGUACUUCGAGAUGGACGUUCAGGUUGGCGAGAUGUUUAAGGUUCCCUCCAGCUGUCCCGUGGUGACUGUGGACGGGUACGUCGACCCGUCAGGAGGCGACCGCUUCUGCCUCGGCCAGCUGAGCAACGUCCACCGCACUGACGCCAGCGAGAGAGCCAGGUUGCACAUCGGUAAAGGCGUGCAGCUGGAGUGUCGCGGUGAGGGCGACGUGUGGAUGCGUUGUAUGAGCGACCACGCCGUGUUUGUUCAGAGUUACUACCUCGACAGGGAGGCGGGCCGAGCGCCAGGUGACGCUGUUCACAAGAUCUACCCCGGCGCAUACAUCAAGGUGUUCGACCUGCGACAGUGUCACAGACAGAUGCAGCAGCAGGCGGCGACCGCUCAGGCUGCAGCAGCUGCUCAGGCGGCCGCUGUAGCAGGAAACAUCCCCGGUCCAGGCAGCGUCGGAGGCAUCGCUCCUGCAGUCAGUCUGUCUGCAGCAGCGGGGAUCGGCGUGGACGACCUGCGGCGGCUCUGCAUCCUGCGGCUCAGCUUUGUGAAGGGCUGGGGACCUGACUACCCCCGGCAGAGCAUCAAACACACCCCCUGCUGGGUGGAGGUCCACCUGCACCGCGCUCUGCAGCUUCUGGAUGAGGUGCUGCACACGAUGCCUUUAGCCGACCCGGGGCCUGCUAAUUGAGGACCAAGAUCACGUUCAGAACCCCCGAUCUGGAUCCUCUGAAUGUGCACACAGACACACAUUUUAGCUUCAGGCCAAAUAGAAUGAAAAAAAAAAAACAAACAAAGAAAAAUCAAUCAAAAACACACCGAGAUCCUGCUCGUAACAAUCAAUGCACACACAUGCACACACACACACUGUAACCAAAACGUCUGCAGACGCGCAGACAUAAGAGUGCUGAUGUCUUUGGGACAUUUUCUUUCGCUUUACAAUCCAAACUCAAACAGAAGGGAGUCACGUCCCUGAAGGUUAAACUUUGGAGUUUGAGUUCUGACCAAUCGAAAGACGUUUGUAUGCACUGUAGAAAUCCAGGGAUGUGUUUCAGAAAUCCAGUUCCUCUGUAUGCAAUCUGGAUUCCCCUCUAAUCGCUCUGCACAUUCACUCAUGAAAAACACACACACAUGUAAAAAAAAGAAAAAAAGAAAUCAUGCACGAUUAAAACACUCCAGACAGAUAACUGCUUACCUCUGAAUCAUGCUGUCAGUAACUCUCCUUAUCAGCAGCAGAACUGAUGUAGAAGUUUGGAUUAUUAUGGAAACCAGUGUAACGUCAUCUCUGUGCUCGUACUGUGCUCUUCACUGUUAUUGCUCUAACUGUUAGCUUCGAUAGCUGGUUAGCCCUCCUAUUACGCUUAGCUCAAGCGAUAUUAUUUUUGUACCAAAAAGACCAAAAAGCCAAACAAAAAACAAACAUUUAGCUUUAAAGUGGUGUUGUUGUUCUCUGUGAUGAAGCAGUGCUACCCUGUGUGUAACCAAACGGUUGGUGUGAAUCACCAAAACCAGAAUACCUCAUAACUACAGUGCAAAGUCACAGUUCAGUUUUUACCGCCUGAAAGCGCACACAUACAUCAUCACUGACAGGUCGAUGUGUGAGGAUCUGAACAUGAACGCCCUCUGAUAGUAUCCUGACUCCAACACUUCAUUAUGUUCAGCUUCUUAUUAGUUUGGCGCCCUGAUAUCAUUAUCACAUCAAUUAUCACAUUUUUAAACCUGAUUCUUUUAUUUAAGAUGUACAUUACAAAAAGGUACAAACCUUUUAUGAAUCUCUGCCGUAGUGUUCUUCAGCCUGCAGAAGUGAAUCAGGCUGUAGCUGCUGCAACAUAAUCCUGAAGGAUCAAAGUGCAUCCUCUAACAGUUCUUGUUUGUGUCCCUGACGGACUCAGAUUGUUAUUCUCAGUAUCUGACAACAUUACAGAAAAGAGACUGACCUUUUUGUUUCAGGAUUAAAGGAUUUUUAAAUUUAAUUAAAUUUUUUUAAAACCAGGCCCAGCUGAUAUAUCAUGCCAGACUCCAUUGAUAAAAACAAUAAUGCUACCUUUCAGAAUAUGUUCUCCCCGUGCAUGUGUGGGUUCUCUCCGGGUACUCCAGCU